Messenger RNA from Eupeodes corollae, 1163 nucleotides. Its product is annotated as putative nuclease HARBI1. The transcript has 4 exons. The record is from RefSeq and is a predicted model, not a curated record. Lineage: Eukaryota; Metazoa; Arthropoda; Insecta; Diptera; Syrphidae. Bases 20 to 1102 code for a protein of 360 amino acids.
UGAAAUAGCAAGCGAAAGGAUGGGCAGGAAUAGAAGUUAUGACCUGUUGGUGAUUGCCAGAAAUAGAAGGCAUUUGAGGGACGCUUCGAACCCUCUGGAACUUGAAGAAAAUAUAUUUUUGAAACACUUCAGGCUAUCAAAGCCAGCUUUUGUCCAAUUACUUGCUGACAUUGAUAACCAUCUAAGGCCAGCAAAGCGAAUAACUUCGAUUCCAAGCAUUAUAAAAUUAGCUACCGCACUACGAUUCUGCGCCCAUGGUUCAUACCAAUUUAGUGUUGGCAACGAAUAUUGCCUGGGACUUGCACAGUCGACCGUAUCCGUCGUGCUAAAAGAAGUGUUAAACUGUCUCGAAAGAAUAAUUUGCCCAGUGUGGAUUAAGUUUCAUUAUACCGAAGCUGAAAAAUCACGCUCUAAACUUUAUUUUUAUGAGCGCAGCCAUAUACCAGGAGUAAUAGGUUGUGUCGAUGGCACGCACAUUAAAAUUGCUUCUCCAAAAAAGGAUCUCCAACAUCCUUACUAUAAUCGUAAAGGAUUUUACAGCAUAAAUGCAAUGAUAGUUUGUGACGAUACGAUGAAAAUCCGUUUCAUCAACGCAAAAUACCCUGGAUCAACUCACGAUGCCAAUGUUUUUAACAUGUCAACCCUAAGGGUAAUUCUGGAAAGGGAAACUGAAAGAGGACAAUCAAACUCUUUCCUUUUAGGAGAUGGAGGAUAUCCCCUAAAACCGUAUUUGUUGACUCCAUAUCGAAAUCCCGAAUUGGCGUCACGUGAAAGUGCAUUCAACAAAAAACAUGCACAGGCAAGAAACAUAAUCGAACGAACAAUUGGGGUUCUUAAAAAUCGAUUCAGAUGUUUGCUACGGGCAAGAGAGUUGCAUUAUAUUCCGAAGAAAGUAACUCAAAUCACAAACGUGUGCGCAGCAUUGCAUAACAUUUGCUUGUUCUACAAUACCCCUAUAGUUGAUGACUCCAUAAAUGAGCCCGAAGACGAUGAUGAUGAUGACUCAAGUGACAUUCAAAAUUCAAAUGAUACUGUACACCAGAUAAACAACAAUGCUAUCAGUAUUAGAAACGAAAUUCUAAUAUCAAUGAUGGAAAGUUGAAAUAGAAUAAGAUGUACAACAUUUUUUUUAAUAAAUACUUAUUUUAUUAGGUACAAAAAGU